Molecule: messenger RNA, 1363 nt
Organism: Owenia fusiformis
Lineage: Eukaryota; Metazoa; Annelida; Polychaeta; Sabellida; Oweniidae
Source: the annotation of a GenBank genome assembly
UUUAGUAAACAAACUUACAAACAAAAAACAACUUUUAAAACUCUAUUAUUUAGGGCAAACUGGUCUUCAUAUUACACUGUAUAUGUGUCUACAUACGUACAGAUAUACAAAAUGAGAAUGGAUGGCUUUAAGAAGGUCGGGGAUGAUCUUGAUAGGAUCAUUGAAUCUGACACGACGAGCACCAUAACAACAGACUCUGAAGACAACAAACCUGCGUUGACAUGCAGGGAGAAGUUGAGGUAUAUCAUACACGGCAACAAGUUUCAAAUAACGAUUAUUAUUCUCGUGAUUAUUGACUGUUUGCUUGUCAUAUCAGAGCUGUUAAUUGACCUUGGAGUUUUCGAUCAUCAAAUCCGCUCUGGAGGAGGAGAGGGUGAAGAGGGAGGGGGGACAUCAGUGACAAAACGUCACCCGACAGUAAGCGUUGUAGCAGAGGUGCUGCAUUUCCUCAGUAUCGCUAUCCUAAGCUUGUUCAUGAUUGAGAUCAUUGUUAAAGUGUAUGCCAUGGGACUUGAUUUCUUCAAGCACAAGAUGGAGGUGUUUGACGCAGUUGUGGUCAUUGUAUCGUUUGCACUGGAUAUUGCGUUUAUUGGUAAUGAGGCCGUAUCUGGCGGAAUCGGACUGCUGAUUUUGUUGAGGCUCUGGCGAGUGACCAGAAUAUUAAAUGGUAUUAUUUUGUCUGUGAAGACGCAAGCAGAAAAGCGACUCAAUCGUGAGAAACAAGCCCGGGAAGCUGUUGAGCAGGAACUUGCCAAAUUUCGCACUUAUUGCUCUGAGCAGGAGCUAGAAAUAGAGACCUUACAAAACUUACUCACCAAACAUAAAAUAAACUUUAAGAAAAGUGAACGUCUUCCAAUUUCAAAAACAACCCUGAAUGUGAUAGCGGAAGUCAAUGAAAUCAAGGAACCGAAUGUGAACAAUGAAAGCAGUGGAAAUACCAAUGUGACCCAACAGAAUAACUCUGUAACAUCGGAAAAUGUGCCUGUAACUAAACCAGCUGUCGAAAGUGAAGCAUAGACUCAUGAACACAAGAUUGAAUUAUUUAAGAAAACUGAUGAGGAAAUUAUGGGUUCUAACUUAUUUUUUAUAUAUAUAUGUAGUCAAUAGAACUGUUUCACUACAAUAUACAGGGUGCAUAUUAAAUUCUUUUUACAAUUACAAGUCGGUGUAAAGUGUAAAGAGACCUCAUGGACACCCUGUGUAUUUAUAAAUGCCUGGGUAUUGUUCCAUAGCAAUGCAGUUUUUUUAGUUUCAUUUUUCAUGUUGAUAUUCUUUUAGUGGAUACUUUUGUCAUUGAAAUACUCUAACAUGUACAUGUAAUGAUCUAAUUUAAAGAGAACAGUUUAUUUUUCAUAUAUCCUUA